AUGGAUUCUGAUGGCUUCAUUCAGCCUAAAAAUACGGCCAGGCCAUCAAACCUUCUUAAAUAUAAUGUUGAUAUUAAUGUUAGUAAUAAGUUUAAUGCUUUGAGUGGAAACGAAAACAUGGAUGUGCAGGGUGAGCAAGAGGUUGUUGAAAUUCUGCCCCCUAAAGGUAAACCAAUAAUGAUAAAGCCCAAUAUUAAAUUCUCGGAUAUUGUAAAGCAACUUAAAACAGAUACCAAACCUGAUAUUGUAGCAAAAGUAAACGGAGAAUUUCUUAAAAUUUUUGCAAAAUCUGAAUCUGAUAACAGAGAUAUUCCGCGUUACCUUGAUGAACAUACGAUUGAUUACUACCUAAUUGUUAGUAAAACAGAGAAACCUGUUAACGUAGUUUUUAGGGGUCUCCCUAUCGAUUGUCUAAAGGACGAAAUUCAUGAAGAGCUUGAGGCGUUAGAGUAUAAAGUCAAAAAGGUGUCUCAGAUGCACCGGGUAAAAUCUAAUGUACCUAUGCCACUUUUCCAAGUGCAGCUGGAAAAUAAGCCCAGUGUUGAUAAGAUCUAUGAUUUGACAUAUUUUAUGUGUUUCUAUGUUUCUGUUUCUGCAUAUAACACCUUUGGAAGUGUUGUGCAGUGUCACAACUGCCAACACUUCCACCAUUCCGCCGAAAAUUGUAAACUCAAGCCCCGCUGCGUUAAAUAUGCGGGGCCUCAUAAGACCGAAAAUUGUAAAGCCAAAAAAAUUGAAUAUGUGUUAUGUUGUAACUUUACUGACUUUGAAAAAAAUGAUAGUACUGAUGUUGAUAAAAUAGUACUGUUUUUGUCAUUUCCAAUGAUAAGAAUGAAACUUAUUGCAAAAACUGUAACCCCAGGCGUUAGCUAUGCUAGCACACUCAAACGUAGAUUUCCUGUUUCAGCUUCCAAGCUGGACAGUAACAAAGAUGAUAAUAAUGUUAAAAAUAUGAAGGAUACAGCUAAGGGCACAGAUCCCAAUGCUGUUAUGGAUAUUUUUAAAUUUUUAAAAGAAUUGGUUGAUAUAUUUAAGGGUUGUUCCAUUGCUUUAUCAACAAAAUUACUAUAA
Molecule: messenger RNA, 1071 nt
Organism: Stegodyphus dumicola
Lineage: Eukaryota; Metazoa; Arthropoda; Arachnida; Araneae; Eresidae
Source: RefSeq, a predicted model, not a curated record